Anisakis simplex (herring worm) is the source of this 132-nucleotide messenger RNA. NCBI's taxonomy places the organism in Eukaryota, Metazoa, Nematoda, Chromadorea, Rhabditida, Anisakidae. The record is from the annotation of a GenBank genome assembly.
AUGGAAGCCAAUAAUGUCUAUGUGAUUCCGAAUCGAAGCAUCACCGAGCUGGUUGUCCAUGAAUCGCAGCUCAGUCAACGCAAAUUCCUUCUGGCACGCCCAACCACUGACUGUCCACUUGGUUGGUGCUGA